UGGCGGGAGCUUACGAAAUUAAAUUCGGCGUUUGUUUACCUUUUAACAUUAAAAUAUUUUAUUAAAAUGGCUAGUGAGGCAGUGUUAAAAUACUUAGUAGACACGAAUCGUCCGUAUUCUUGUGCAGAUGUGACAGUAAAUUUGCGCGGAGCGUUUCCUAAGUCAGCAAUACAAAAAGCAUUGGACGCUUUGAGUGAAGCUGGUAAAAUCAAGUGCAAAUUGUAUGGAAAACAAAAAGUUUACGCUGCUAUACAAGUAGACACAGUUACUGAAGAGAGUGAUAAAACCGACUAUGAUGCCUUAUUCAAAACUCUCACUCAAGAACUAGCAGACAAAACAAAUGCCUUAAAAACUGUUGAAAUAAAUCUUAAAAAUUUAACAUCAACACCAACCACAGAUUCAGCAAAAACAACUAUUGAUGAAAUUAAAAAUAGAACAGAGGCAACUGAAAAAAAGUUGGAUAUAUUGAAAACCUCCACAGAGGUUGUAAGUGUUGAAGAAAAGAAAAUUAUUAUGACUGAGCAUGAGAAAUUGUUGAAAGAAUAUAGAAAACGCAAAAGAAUUUGCAGUGAUAUGCUAGAUGCUGUCCUAGAAGGGUAUCCUAAAUCUAAAAAGACAUUGAUUGAAGAACUCUGUAUAGAAACAGAUGAAAUGGUUAAUUUUAAGUUGAUGACUAACUCUUGAGAUGCCUGUUGAUUGAUUACUUGAUUACAUUGCAUUUCAUAAAAUAAAUCAUAGGUACUUUUUUCUGCAAUAUUCAAUUUUCAAUAAAUGUGUUCCU
Molecule: messenger RNA, 781 nt
Organism: Helicoverpa armigera (cotton bollworm)
Lineage: Eukaryota; Metazoa; Arthropoda; Insecta; Lepidoptera; Noctuidae
Product: homologous-pairing protein 2 homolog
Exons: 3
Coding region: 67-684 (205 amino acids)
Biological process (GO): homologous chromosome pairing at meiosis; meiotic joint molecule formation; meiotic strand invasion involved in reciprocal meiotic recombination
Cellular component (GO): condensed nuclear chromosome; DNA recombinase auxiliary factor complex
Molecular function (GO): double-stranded DNA binding; recombinase activator activity
Source: RefSeq, a predicted model, not a curated record